CACAAACAUGCUUGAAACUGACUGAUGGCUGCCUCGUGCCGAUCAUUAAAACUCGCAGCCAAGAAGGUGCGCUGGUGCACAGUCUCGGAUCCGGAGCAGAGGAAGUGCGCGGAGCUCGCCAAAGCUUUGGUGGCAGUGCUACCGCCAGCUGCCGUCGCGGCUUUCGCCAGACUCUCGUGCGUACGAGCGUCCAGCACGGCCGACUGCGUCAGUAAAAUCAAGGCUAAUCGAGCUGAUAUUGUGACCUUAGAUGCAGGAGAGGUUUACUCUGCAGUGAAGCAGUUUGACCUCGUUGCCGUUGCUCAGGAGCUUUACAGCGAUGGCGGCUGCAUCCUGGCCGUGGCUGUGGUGACAAACAGCAGCUUGGAUGUUCGGUCCCUGCGGGGCCGCAGGAGUUGUCACAGCGGGUUUCGGUGGACAGCUGGAUGGAGCCUCCCGCUCGGCUUCCUGCUGUCCAGAAACUACCUGAGCUGGUCUAAGGAGCAUCCUCUGAGCCAGGAUGUCGGCGCCUUUUUUGCUGCCAGCUGUGUUCCUGGAGCUGCUACCGUGGCGCCCGCUUUGUGCUCUCUGUGCCGAGGACAGAAAUCUUUCCUUCGACAAAAGAAUCAUCACUGUGAGACUUCACACAGCGAGCCUUUCCACAGCAACCAGGGGGCUCUGAGGUGUCUCAGGAGUGGAGCGGGUGACGUUGCAUUUGUGGACCAUUUAGCUAUUGAAGCUAUUGAUGGAAGAACGUGCGUUUUUGCCGAAGGAUCAGCUCAUCCAGAGACAGACGUCUUCCCCUCGGUCGUGGGUGUAGCGGUAGCGAAGCGCUCCAGCAGGAACGUGUUCCUGGGGAAUCUGAGAGGCCGGCGCUCGUGUCACGGCCACAUGUACAGCCCUGCAGGCUGGCUGCUGCCGUACAGACACUCCCUGAGCCUGGAGCACAACGUCAGCACCCCCUGUGAUCCAAACCAAGUGUACAAUGAAGUGUUUUGGAAAGGCUGUCUUCCUGGCUCUACGGGGAAUCUGUGCAAGGUGUGCAUGGGAGGAACGGGGGAGGCUGCAACCAAACGCUGCACGGACAACCACAAUGAGCGUUACUAUGGCAACAUGGGCGCCUUAAGAUGUCUGGUUGGAGAUCCAAGUGGGAAAAGCUACGGUGACGUGGCUUUCCUGGAGCAGCACAACCUCCACACCAACAUCCUCAGUUUGAAUUCCACCGGGUGGGCAGAGGGCUGGACGUCGUCUGAUUUUGAGCUGCUAUGCUCAGACGGGCGUCGUGCUGCCCUGUCAGAGUGGGAGAGUUGUAACCUGGGAKCCAUACCACCAAACACAGUCAUGACCCGGCCGGUGCUCGCUGCACGAGUGUACGACUUCCUCAUGAAAUCACAGGAAACGCUGGCAGCCAACCCAAACACAGAGUUCAAGCUCUUCGAGUCUCAUCAGUACGGAGAAAGUGAUCUGCUGUUUAAAGAUGCAUCACGGUGUUUUGUUCACACGAGCCACAUGGACUACCACUCCAUCCUGGGAGAGCAGUUUCACGCUCAUCUGGAAACCGUCUUCAACUGCACAUUCUCUGAUAUCUUGGAGUUUUGUAACAAAGACGUGUGCAGUAUAUUCUAAAGAGGACGGAAAAUACUCAAGUUCCCUCAGCGCUUCUCGGAUCAGUUAGCUCAUCAUCCACACGUACGUUUCUAUGGCUGAAGACUAACGACCUUCACUGUUAUGAAAAUCCAAACUGAAUGAAGCCGUGUUUUCUGUUUUCAUCCAACAUGUAUAACCUUUGUGUCCUGCAAAAGUACAAAAUAAUAUAAAGUAAAUAAUUAAAAACUUUAAAAGAAUGAAA
This is a messenger RNA of Austrofundulus limnaeus, 1828 nucleotides long. It is a transcript of the gene sxph, whose product is annotated as saxiphilin. Gene Ontology annotation, biological process: iron ion transport. The record is from RefSeq and is a predicted model, not a curated record. NCBI's taxonomy places the organism in Eukaryota, Metazoa, Chordata, Actinopteri, Cyprinodontiformes, Rivulidae. Gene Ontology annotation, cellular component: recycling endosome; early endosome; plasma membrane.